Messenger RNA from Kuraishia capsulata CBS 1993, 1665 nucleotides. RefSeq lists its product as uncharacterized. Gene Ontology annotation, molecular function: RNA polymerase I core binding; RNA polymerase I general transcription initiation factor activity. NCBI's taxonomy places the organism in Eukaryota, Fungi, Ascomycota, Pichiomycetes, Pichiales, Pichiaceae. The record is from RefSeq and is a predicted model, not a curated record. Gene Ontology annotation, biological process: transcription initiation at RNA polymerase I promoter. Gene Ontology annotation, cellular component: nucleus. The transcript has a single exon. The coding region runs from base 1 to 1665 and encodes 554 amino acids.
AUGAUCUCUCUCCAAAAUAUGGAGUCCACAGCAGUGUCGGGUAAACGGUCUGCUGAUGACGACUCCUCACACGAUAUACGAUCUAGCAACAAGAAGUUCAAGCGAGUCGUGGACCAUGACUUCAGCUCCAAAAUGCAGAUAAAUUUUGUCAAUUCGGCAUUGACUCAGUUGGAUCGCAAUGACCCAAGUUCUAUCGAGAAUUUGGUCGAGAAGCUGAACCUGCCAGAAUCGCACCCGGAAUCAUACUCCAUACCGCAUUUGACCAUGGUGCUUAAUUAUCUCAGCAAUGAGAUGUCAAGACUAGACAAUAGACAUUGCACUGAGCUGAUAAACGCUGUGCUAAGACUUGAUUGGUCACAGCAUCUUACAGAGGGUAGGUAUGUUCAGGCGUACUCCAACUUUUGCAAAGUGCUCGUUUCAAGCAUCCCCAAGUGGAGUGGGAGUGUUUUCCAGAAGAUAGUCUCGGAGUUCACGAGAUUUUCCCAGUUAUCUAUACAUCAUGGUUUGAUCAAGUUUUUGUUGAAAAUCGUGCCUACAGGAACAAGCAUUUUGCUGGAGAAGUUGCAGAGGUCCUUUCCAAACAGGUACAUGGACAAAUCGCAGCUCGUGAACUACGUGGAAAACUUGCUUUGUGUCAUAGACUACUCACCCGAGUUAAACUAUCAGAUCUGGUGUUUGAUAGUGGAAAAUUGCAUCAAGAUGGAUGUUGAGCUCCAGAACGAGCUGGAUGACCUCGACGAGGACGAAGAGAUUGAGACCAACGAUCAGGUAUCAAAUUUCACUGCCAAGUUGGACUCGCUAAUGCUAAUACUACUGGAACGGUUCGAGACCGAACAGGACGAAAAACUGAGGAAUUUCCAGAAUCUGAUGACGGUUUUCAAGUCGCAUAUACUAUCCACACACUACACCAAAUGUAUCCAAUACUUGCUCUUCCACCUAUCACAGCAAAACAACGAGAUGAUCGACUCAUUUCUGGCGAUGCUAUUGGAUACUACCUUCAACCCGAGGGAGGUGAUUUCGAACAGAAUCAAGUCGAUCCAGUACGUUUCUUCGUACGUUGCACGUUCCGCCAAGGUCACCACCGCACAGAUCAUGUUUGUCCUGGAUUAUUUGAUGGAAUGGCUGGAACAGUUUGUUGCUGAGAGAGAAUCUGAAAUAGAGGCCAAUACCAUCUCUCUGACCAACUUCAAGCUUUUCUACUGUGUUUUUCAGACUGUUCUGUACAUCUUUUGCUUCAGAUGCGAGGCCCUAAUGGAGACCAACGUCAACUGGACUAGAUUCUUCCAGAGAAUGGUGGUUUCCAAAUUCAACCCACUGAGAUACUGUAACGAGACGGUGGUGCUGAUUUUCGCUAGAAUUGCCCAGAAGCACGACGUGUGCUACUGCUUUUCUGUGAUCGAGCAGAACAAACGGUCUCGCCUGUCUGGUGAAAACUCACUGGUGGGAUUAGACAGCGAGUUCACGGAUCUGGAAUCCUUCUUCCCCUUUGAUCCGCUGAUCCUCAAAAGCUGCCAGAAAAAAAUCAAGAGCCUGUACAUCGAUUGGACAGACGACAGCGAGGGAGACGACGACAGUGACGACAGUAACGACGACGAUGAUUCCGAGGACGAUACGGCGAGUGAAAACGAGAGCGACGAUGAUGACGCAUCAUCUGACUCAGAAUAA